AUGGAGUCGGUCGCCGUCGUGGCCGUCCCGUUCCCGGCGCAGGGCCACCUGAACCAGCUGCUCCACCUUUCGCUGCACCUCGCCACGCGCGGGCUGCCCGUGCACUUCGCGGCGCCCGCGGAGCACGUCCGCCAGGCCAAAGCGCGCGUGCACGGCUGGGGCGACGACGCACUCCGCCGCGUCGAUUUCCACGAGCUCGCCAUCUCCGAGUACGCCUCGCCGCCGCCCGACCCCGCCGCUGUCUCGCCGUACCCCUCCCACCUCAUGCCCCUGCUGGAGGCGUUCAUCGCCGACGCGCCCGCCGCGCUCGCGGCGCUCCUCCGCGGGGUCUCCGCCUCCCACCGCCGCGUCGUCGUCGUGUACGACAGCGCCAACGCCUUCGCCGCGGAGGAGGCCGCGCGGCUGCACAACGGCGAAGGGUUCGCGUUCCACUGCACCGCGGCGUCGGCGUUCGUCGGGCGGAUGGACGGCGGGGCCCAGCUGCUGCGAGAUGUGCACGGCCUCGAUGACCUGCCAGUCCACGCCUUCGUGACGGAGGAGUUCCUCGAGUUCAUCGGCAAACGGGCGAGGGUCGCGCAGACAAUUCCAUCCAGCGCCGGCAUCCUCAUGAACACGUCCCGCGCGCUCGAGGGUGAGUUCAUCGACUUUGUCGCCGAGCGGCUGACCGCCGGUGGCAAGAAGGUCUUCUCUAUCGGCCCGUUAAACCCGAUGCUUGACGCGAGUGCGCUCGAGCAGGGCACAGCACGCCACGAGUGCCUCUGCUGGCUCGACAGGCAGCCGGUCGCAUCAGUGCUCUAUGUGUCGUUCGGCUCGAUGUCCUCGCUGCGCGGCGAGCAAAUAGAAGAGCUUGCCGCGGCGCUACACGGAAGCAAGCAGCGAUUCAUCUGGGUCUUACGCGACGCCGACCGCGGCAACUUAUUCACGGACUCCGGCGAGAACCGGCACACCAAGUUCCAGACCAAGUUCACCAAAGAAAUUGAGGGAACAGGGCUGGUGAUCAUCGAGUGGGCGCCGCAACUGGAGAUCCUGGCGCACCCUUCCACCGCGGCGUUUAUGAGCCACUGUGGCUGGAACUCGAUUAUGGAGAGCAUGAGCCACGGGAAGCCUAUACUGGCGUGGCCCAUGCACUCAGAUCAGCCAUGGGUCGCGGAGCUGGUGUGCAAGUACCUCAAGGCCGGCUUCCUACUGAGGCCAUGUGACAAGCAUGCCGAGGUGAUUCCGGCGACAACCAUACAGCAGGUGAUCGAGAAGAUGAUGGUCUCUGAGGAAGGACUCGCUAUGCGGCAGCGUGCAAUGGCGCUCGGCGAGGCCGUCCGCACGUCUGUGGCUGUGGGCGGUUCAUCCCAAAACGACAUCGAGGACUUCAUUGCUCACAUCACAAGGUGA
This is a messenger RNA of Setaria italica (foxtail millet), 1386 nucleotides long. Its product is annotated as putative cis-zeatin O-glucosyltransferase. The transcript has a single exon. Gene Ontology annotation, molecular function: UDP-glycosyltransferase activity. NCBI's taxonomy places the organism in Eukaryota, Viridiplantae, Streptophyta, Magnoliopsida, Poales, Poaceae. Bases 1 to 1386 code for a protein of 461 amino acids. The record is from RefSeq and is a predicted model, not a curated record.